Messenger RNA from Capronia coronata CBS 617.96, 1272 nucleotides. RefSeq lists its product as uncharacterized. Bases 1 to 1272 code for a protein of 423 amino acids. The transcript has 2 exons. The record is from RefSeq and is a predicted model, not a curated record. NCBI's taxonomy places the organism in Eukaryota, Fungi, Ascomycota, Eurotiomycetes, Chaetothyriales, Herpotrichiellaceae. Gene Ontology annotation, biological process: carbohydrate metabolic process. Gene Ontology annotation, molecular function: hydrolase activity, hydrolyzing O-glycosyl compounds.
AUGUCCAACACUCCCAUCAGCGACACAGACACCCCCGACCCAUGGAUGGUCCCCGGCCCCAACGGCUUCUUCUACCUGACCUUCACGGCCGGCAACCGUGUCGAGAUAUGGCAGUCUGCAGACAUGCAAGACUUCCGACAGCCGCAAUGCACGAGGAGCGUGGUGUGGAAACCUAGCCCCGGCAGCCCCUGGUCCGUCGACAUCUGGGCCCCAGAACUGCACUGCCUCGACGGGACAUGGUACGUGUAUUUCUGCGGCGCACACCCCGGCCUCGGAAACCCGUCCCACAGAACGCUGGUGUUGCGGUCGAGCAGGCAAGAUCCCAUGGACCCGGGGGGGUGGGUGUUUCUGGGUCCUCUGCGGGGAUUGCCUGAUCAUUGGAACAUCGAUGCUACUGUGUUUUGGAUCGGAAAUCGAAAUCGACCACAAACAAGCCGCAACACACGCAGACUGUUCUGCUGCUAUUCCGGCUGGCCGCUGCACGACCACUCGGAUACCCAGCAAGACCUGUUUCUGAUUGAACUGGCCACUCCCGAACAAGCCAUUCCUGAGACGCUGGUCUGUAUUUCACGCGCGGAAUUGGCUUGGGAACGCCCCGAUGGUGGGAGACGCGGGGUCAACGAAGGGCCGACGUGGCUGGAGAUACUAGGACCUGGGGACCUGACCAAUGCGAAUGGCAACAACACCAACUCGAACUCUCCAACAGGGGAGGAUUUUGGUUUCACAUUCAGAGGAAUCAUCUACAGCGCCAACGGCAGCUGGACCAGCGACUACAAGCUCGGCGUGCUCCAACUUGUCGACGGCAACGCUGACCCGCUCCAGCCGUCGUCGUGGCAGAAACGGCCCACGCCGCUUCUCGAGAGCGAUAGACGACACGGUGCUACGGGGCCGUUUGGGCCUGGUCAUGCGAGUUUCAUUGUCUCUCCUCCCGUCCUAUCACGUCCCACCAACAGUCGAGUCUAUUGCAUCUACCACGCGACCGCGAAGGAGGGAGAAGGAUGGAAUAAUCGCAAAGCACGGGUCUUGUGCUUAACUCCCGAGCAUUUCCUGCCGCAGGCGCAGACGCUAUGUUGUGCUGGAACCGGUGUUGGGGCAGCUGCUGCUUCAAUGAGCUGGACUCAAUAUCCUGGCGGUAUGGCGGGUCAUGGACACCCACAGUCACAGUCACAGAGGUCAUCUGGACAGGCAGCCCACCAGAGAGAUCCGUCUCACGGAAAGAGUCUGAUGGAUAGGAUUGGAGAGAAAGUGUACAAAACACUGAAGGAACUGUGA